Porites lobata is the source of this 8759-nucleotide messenger RNA. The record is from the annotation of a GenBank genome assembly. NCBI's taxonomy places the organism in Eukaryota, Metazoa, Cnidaria, Anthozoa, Scleractinia, Poritidae.
AACAUUUUUUUUCUCCAGUGGCUACCUUUGCCAGCUGUGGUAGGAUAUCGCAUUUUGGUUGCCUUAUACUGUGUCAGCUGGAUAAUCUACAGCAUAAUCUUGGAUAAUACUUGGAAAUGGCUUGUUUUCCUUACAGACUGGACUUUUUUGUGUGUAACGACUUACUUCACUUGCAGUAGUGUGAUAUCUGUUAUAUACUGGAUUCACAUUCGCCACCAACGUGUAAAUGAUAGUUGUACAAGUAGUGAUUGCCUACCAGUGGAGAGGUCAGAUAUCUCCAACAAGGAACAAAUAAGCAACUCCCAAUACACAACACCGAGACAAUCGGCGAGUGACACUAAUGAAAGCAGCUUACUUGAAGAAGAAUAUUAUGAUGCGUUUGAGGAUACUGAAAAUAUUUCACCUGCAGAAAGAACAACUGAACGUAAUACGGCAAGGCAUUCUAGUCAUGUGUAUGCCUGCUUCCAAGCCUUGAACUACCCUCAAAAAUGGUACCAUAAGGUAUCUUGGGUAUUUUACAUCAUAGCCGCUAAUAAUGCUGUGCUUGUUACAGUUGUAUACUGGAGUCUGUUGUACACAGGGUUUCAUAUUAGAGAAGCAGAUGUUGCUUUUCAUUUGCUAAACUCAGUCUUUAUGCUAAUAGAAACUUGCUUGAGUAGUAUCCCUGUGCAACUUCUCCAUAUCGUAUAUGCAGUGCUGUAUGGAGUUGUGUAUUUUCUUUUUUCAGUGGUCUUUUGGUUGCUUGGUGGGACCACUGGUGGUAAUAAGUACAUUUAUCCAAUCCUUGACUAUGAGAGUAAACCUGCUAAAGCUGCUGUGGUGGUAGUCCUGUAUGGGUUGGUUGGGCUACCUGUGGCUCAGCUGUUGAUAUUUGGCUUGUUUAAACUCAGAUGUUACCUGAAAACUCUUCGUAGACAGUGAAUUGCAAUACCAUUUUAGUUCCUUUAUUAUCAUACUGUGACACAAUUUAUCAUUUACUAGUUGGCAACAAUGAAAAAAUAUCCACAGAUACUAGUUUUAUUAGUCAAUUCUUAUAUUGCAAAUUGAAUAAUAAUGCAUGCUCAUAAUCACCCCAUGUAAAGAAAUACAAGACAGUCUUGGAAUCUGGACUUCAGGUACUAGAUUCCGGAUUCUUUGUCAGUGGAAUUUGGAUUCCUGAUUCCUUGAGCUGUAUUCGGGAUUCCAUAGCCAUGCAUGGAUUCCGGAUUCCAGAAGCAACACUUCUGUAUUCCAUAUUCCACGAGCUAAAUUUCCUGGGUUCUGGAAUCCGGAUUCCCUUACAUGGGGCAACAUGCUUAGUUAGAGGGUAUAUAUUAUAGUCAAGGCCGAUAGGGAGCGACUCUGGGUAACAGCAUGAUUAGUAGUGAUAUUUGGCAUAAAUACCGCGAGUAAUAUUUCAAAAUCAUUAUACGUAAUUUGUGAAAUUUCAGACAAUUUUGAAAUUCCAUGAGUGGUAUUUAUGCCAAAUGUCAUGUACAAAUCAUGCUAUUACGUGUUUACACUACUACCCGCAAAAGCUUUGUAAUUUUCACAAUAGGUAUUUCAAAUUAAGCUGAAAUACCACUGCUCUAAGCCAAUCAAAUUGCAGAAAUUUCUCAUUUAGAAGUAUAAGCAACUUUACCUAUUAUGGAGGAGGUGAGCAUUAAAAAUAGUUUUCAUUUACUCCUCUAGUUUGUUUGUUGUUGUUGUUGUUGUUGUUUAAUUUUUUUUGCUUCUUCCCAUAUUUUAAGUAAAAUCAUGAACCUGUAUUUAGCGGAUACCUCUGUUAUGCGGACACCAGCGAAGGUCCCGUGGGUGUCCAAGAAGUUACAAGCAUAAAUACCUCGAAAAACCGUGUUCUUUUCCUCAUUAGCAUAACACUGUAAUUUUUAUCACGCAAUUGUUAUGACGUCAAAAUCCUAAGUGUUUGGCAUUGUUAAUUCUGGUUUAAUAUUUUUCCAACGCAUGCAAAUGCUGCGAAAGAGUCAACACUACGCCUCCCCUUGUGCAUCAACCAAGGUAUCAUAAACAUGUGCCGGGAGGAAUUUAGUCUUUCCCAAGUAAAACUGCAGCAUCACGACUCCGGAGAUUUUAUUCGAUCACCGGUAAGUUGAAGUUCGGAGUGUUCACGGCUAGCCCACUCAUGAAUAUUUUCAACGCUAUCUAUGCAUGUAUUUGUUUGGUUUACACUUUACACUCUGACUGACCUUAGUGUUGCUUCCUUACUUAGGCUUGACCUUAACAGAAAGGUUUAUAUUGCUGUUGACAGUGUCCAUUUUCAGACUAAAUUAUUGAGACUUCUGCAACAGAGAAGUCCCACUUCACUUUUCAGAUUCAGAUUGUGAGCGAGUCGUUUGACCAUUCAAACGAAACAUCCCUUUAAUACUUCAUCAGAUAUAUCUUGCAAAAUCUAGAAUUGCAAUCCAAGAUUUGGUUUCUUUAAGUAUAUUUUAAUUUGUUCCCUCUUGGGAGUUUCCUAUUUUAAAUCCCGCAAUGCGCUACGCUUGUGUCAAUGCUGUGUUACAUAUCGAUUUCUUCCGAAAGUUUACCGUCGAUCACUGUUUAGGCGACGAACAAACUACGACGAUAUCAGAUGAUAAACAUGCCGAGACAGAGACUUGCUACUGCUUUGUGCUCUUUGACACUUCGGCUAAAAAAAGUUCAGAUAAGUCUUAAAGGAAAAAAAAAACAAGGAAAAUCAAAACAGUGCUUGAAACGAACACAUUUAUUUAGAAAUUGACUGAGACUAAUUAUGCAAGUUGUUUGAAUAUUCGAAAAACUACCAUAAGAGGAAAAGAAACCUAGCAAAUGAAAAUAGUACUGAAAGAAUCCAGUGCGCACAAAAUAACAUGAUGAUGUGAUGAAAUAGCGCUCAAACCAGUUCGGUUACCCUGCAAAAAUUUACGUGAUCUCCACCGAAGGGGAACAAUAUAGCAGAAAACAACAGCUGCACCAAACAACAAAACGCUCAGAAGAGGUAUUAAGAACUAAUCAAAAAGAAAAGAUAGAAAACUGCUCAACUUGCCUCGCAGGGAACAUUCAUAUUUAGGAGAAUUUAUUUCAAUUCACCUUAACCUAACGGAGCUGAAGAACGGAAAAUUGUAACAUAGCUUGGAUAGCGGGAGCGUUUAUGUUACACCAUUGUGAACGCUGAUUACGUCAACAACCUAAUACCUCGAGUAGUUAUCUUGAAAGCUUUGCAAUCCUCUCAAGUGUCAUCAAGUGCAUAAUAAACCCAAUGUUACACACAACAUCUGCGCACGCGCGCUAUGGCGUGUCAAUCAUUCUUUGCAGUCUUUUCGUUCAAAAAACAAAACAACAACAACAAUUUCGAUGAAUUAAUAGUUGUCCAUCUCAAAAUAGGUCGCUGGUACACACUUUUUUUUGAAGUCACGGGCUCAUGAUCUUAACGGACCACCGUAACCUGACUACGUGCUGCAAAGGGCAUUUCCGGCACAAUCAACUGUGUAAGGGUGGUUUUCUAAAGAAAUUAUCCCUGAUAAAUUCGCCGCGAAAGAGGCAUGGAGACCUUCACAGGUUUAUUGACUCAGGCGGAGUGUGUAAUGAUUACUAACUGGUUGCAUAACUUGUUUCUGUUGCAGUGGUUCCCGGAUGUUGGUGUGACCAUAUAUCGCUGUGUAUUCGCUGGUUAUUGCCUUGGUUGGAUUAUUUACAGUGGCUUUCACCGUAGUAAUGGAGACGAGAAGUGGUUCAUCUAUCUCACUAACUGGAGCUUUGCAUUCCUUACGUUGUAUUUCAUCUUGGCAUUUGUUGUGUGUGUGUUUAACCACAUCAGGGAUAAACCGAAUGAAACAGCCCCCGUACAAAUGACAUCAGCAAAGAGCGAUGGAAGCAGCGGGGUUAACAUUGAAGUCGGAAAUGACCAAGGCCCAAACUAUGAUCAACCAGCCGCGAAAAUGGCGUGGUAUCACAAAGCAUUAUGGGUCAUCUUCAUUAUCGCAGCCAAUGCCGCCAUCUUGGUUACCCUGUUGUACUGGACGCUCAUCUUUUCCGGAAAAACCAGUGGGCUGGACAUAUCAACCCAUUUGAUAAACAGCGUUUUUAUCGUAGUAGACGUGAUGCUUAGUGAAACUCCUAUGAGAUUCCUUCACUUUCUUUACGCUUGGAUCUAUGGUGCUUGUUAUGUUCUGUUGACUGUGAUAUUUUGGGCAUCAAAUGGCACUAAUGCUCUUGGCAAACCCUAUAUAUAUUCGUAUAUAGAUUAUGAUGAGUCUCCGGCGCUCUCUAGUGGUAUUGUCGUUGGGUUUGUUUUGUUGGGACAGCCGCUUGUCCAGGCCAUCCUUUUUGGCCUGUUCAAACUGCGAGGGUUUUUGGUUCUAAAAUGUGGCAACAAAAUGUAAAUUCCUUUCAGCCAUAAACUACCACUUAAGUCAUCCUUAUAGCGUACUGUAUAAUCAUUGCAAUGAUUAUUAUGUUUUUCUACUCAGAUCAUUGUUUUACGUUGUCAGAUUCUCUAAGUACAUAUACAAAUGUUUUACCGUUUAAUUUUUUAAAAUUUUCUUCUUGCACGUUGUCUUACGCCUUCAAGCCUUCAAAACUAUCCCAAAUGAAAAGGUUUUUUAACUUUUUUUAUUUACCGCCUACUUGUAAUUAGAACUUGUAAAUGAUGAUUUAAUUAAAUAACUGGGAAAUAAAUCUGGAGUCGUGUGACUUAAUAUUUUCAGCGAUUUUAACAUCUGCCCAUGCGUAGUGCGCUCAGCUAAGCAAAUCCAAAAUAGCGUCCAGUUGAGUUCUCUCGCGUCCAUGCACCCACACCUUUUUCGUACAAAGACCAAAGGUUGAUUUCCACUGUCUCGUAAUUUUUCCGUGCGAACGAACUUAAAAUUUACGUGCGUAAAUGAAACUGAGGGGGCAAUGUAUGAAAGGCCACGCGCAAACGUGAAAAUUGUGCGAGGUUGAACUUUUACGUAUACGUGUUGGCCCUCCAUACAUCAGAGAAAUUAAGAUUCACAUUUACGUGAAUUUGUACCAUGCACGUGACCAAGUUUUCCCCUUAAUUGUCGUUAACUGUUUAUUACAAAAAAAAGUAGUUUCACGCCAGUUAUAAGCAUGAGAAUUGUUCUCGACAGUUUUUAUCUCCUUCUUUUCUCAGUAUUUUUGAGAAAUUCUCAACUUGAAUCUGACGUUUGCCGUUUGCCGUAAACGUGACUGCUAAUCCCUCUAUUGUCUUCAUUUUACUUACUCGAGUAAAGUUCGCGCGCGUACAAUACUCGACACUGGAAAUCCAUCCUUAGAUAGUAAUGAUGUUCGCACUACGCUGGGAAAUUUGGCCUCGAUUUUGAUCUAAAUUUUCCUAAUUCCGUGUGAACAGAACACCAGAAACACACACCUCAACCUCGUCCCCAGGGUCUUCUCGCUUUCCAAUAUGGCGGCGGCAUGGGAAAAGAGGGCCUUCUCUGCUCUCCUGCCGCCGCCACGUUGGAAAGCGAGAAGACCCUGGGGACGAGGUUGCCCUUCCCUUUUAUGAGACGAUUUGAACAACGAAGAAAAUCACCAACAAUUGCGAUGUAAGUUUUGUUCAGUUGUUUUUGUUGUUUGUUUGUUUUCACUUUAACAUCUUUGUUAACUGCCCCGUCCUCGUCGUCUUGGAUCCUGGAUUCCACGGAUUCCAGAUGCCUUAUCAGAGAUACUUGGAUUUCGGAUAACCAAAAUCGUUAAUGGGAUUCCGAAUUCCUUGAGUUGUAUUACAGAUUCCAAAGCCCAGGAUUCCAGAUUCCAAGAUCUUAGAUUUCGGAAUCCUGAUUACCUUAUAUUGCCUUAAGUUUGCAGAAGGACCGUGAAUCUGCGUUAAACUGAAACGCCCGGUUUCGUCGCGUGUAUUGGGAUUUUGAAUCCGGAAUAUAAAGUGAAUAUUAAAGUAUCCGAAUAAAAAAGUCGGAUAAUUAGGAUAAUGAAUGUCUGUAAACCGCCAGGUAAUCCGAAUUUGCUUAGGAAUUUGGAAACAUUUAUUGAUCCCCAAAAACCUCUUUAGCAGUAAAACUAAGUAGCCUUUGAUGAAGUUUCUUCGCAGUAUUUUUUUCCAUAUGUAAAUAUUUGUUUAGUUUAAAAUUUCAAGUUCAUCUUUUUUGUUUUCCUUUGUAUCAGAAAACUUUCCCAACAAAAGCAUUCAAAAGCUUUAGUACGUUAUUUUUUUCUUUUUUUUCACGAUCGAAUUGAUUAAGUACAAGCUAAUUUGUUUUGUGUGCUGCUGAUAUUAGCACGUGGUACAUCACAAUAAACUCCUCAGGGACUCUAGCCAUUGUCAAGCAAAUCAACAACCACCUCAAUGCCACAGAAUACAAAUAUAUGCGCGAUUUAUGGCUAAUGUUUUACUCAGCGGUGAGUCAAGUUUGAUCGAAGAAUGUGGCGUACAGAACUACAAGAAGUGAAAGAAGAAUUUCAGCUGGUUCAGUUUCGCCUAUUGUACCCUAAUGCAGGGGACUUUGCGGAAACCCCGGUAAGUUGAUUUCAUAUAAAAUUAAGCAAUCGGUUGAAAUGUCGCUGGCAUCGGUUUGCUUAUUUGCAUGUAAGUCUUUCCUCUGUCUCUCAUUUCGACGUUUCUUUCAAUCGGUUAUAAAACAAACGCAUUCCUCUUGAGGGAAGAAUUAACAAAGAGCGUGAAAGUUGUACCAAUACAUUAAAUUUUUGAUUUCCCUUUUUCUAUUCAAAGGGGCGGAAAUUUCAAGUUUAAGAAAUUACGAGUCUUGAACCGUGACAACUUAAAGUACAAAUGUUGACCACCCUUCAAUGGUAAAGUAAAGAAUGAUGUAUUUGUCAUAAUAACUUCCCAACUAACGAAAUUCGAUACGAACGUAAUCCAGGUGCUUUUAGAAAGAAACACAUUUGAGAUAAAACCUUUUUUUUAUGAAAACGCCUUGUUCCAGCGUCGAACUUGUGCCCGUCGAUUACUUCAACUUUCAAUGUAUCUUUGUCGUCGAGUGUUGUUCUAUGCUCUGGGAAGACAGUCACAUUUGUUUAGAUACUCGUUGACUUUCAAUUUCACUUUAAACAGUGAAAUGUUCAAAGCCCAUCCUUCACGAACGAAAUAAUGCCUACUACAUAUCUCUCCUUGCACCCUUAGUGCAUAGUAGUAUUUUACUGCAUACAUGUUGGUGUUCAGUUGAAACUUUACUCUAAGUCAACCUCAGUUAAUGCCAAUUGUAUUAAGGGCAAAAUUGAUCAAGAACGUAUGCAUAAAGUAAUCCAAAGAAUAAAUAGAGAAAAGGCAGCCAGCGCAUUUAUUUAUGAUAUAGCAACUUAAAAGAAACAUGGAAAAACAAAGGCGGAAAUGCGGUUCAGCGAACAAGUGUGCAAUACCGAUGCAAAAAUGUCACGCGAUUAAAAUAUAUGGCUCCCUUUUAAAACUGGAAACAUUUCAAAUAUACUGGACACAUGACAUUUUAUGUUAUUGUUCCAUUUUUAAAUAAUUCAGAAACUAUUGGAUUCGGAAACAACAAAUUACUGAGGCUAUGUGUAGCGAUUUUAACUUAUAUUUAUUCAUCAAAAGUACUGUAACAAUAUAGAUUGACGUGAUUAAUGUUAUGAAUAUUUCACGAAGUCCAUUUUCGGAUUGUAAAAUCAACUUUUUUUCGAUUUCACGUUUUCGUAUUUGAUUUUGUUUUAUCACAACUGGAAGUAAUUUUCAGUGUUCAAUUUACGUUUAUUAAGAAAUCAACUGACUCCAGAUUUUCUUUUGUUAUAUUUGCAUAAGUUUUCAUAAAACUGGUCCAGCUCAUCGUUUAAAACUUCUUGAAUAAUUGAUUGCCAUCUGCUGAGAAAAACGAUAAUUUGAAUCUUAUUUUUAAACGUUACUAAACUAACUCGGUCUUUCACUGAGUUAUCGAGGAAAUUUAAAGUGCUAAAAACAGCAUGCCAUCCCUGUGACUUGUUCAAAAUUGCUAUCCUCCUUGUUUCAGUGGUUUGGUGUCCCUGUGAUCCUAGUCUACCGCCUUCUGGUCGCCGUGUACUGUAGUGCUUGGUUAAUUUACAGCGGUUUCCACCCAUCCAACGGACAUGAGAAGUGGUUUAUUUACUUAACCAACUGGAGUUUUCUCUUUGUGACAGUUUACUUUGUUUUUGCCACCUUAAUAACUGCUUUCUAUUACAGAGAAGAAUGUAGACAAGGAGAGUACGAAAUGGGCAGCCCUGAACCGGUUCCUCUAAAGUACCGCACAGCAGGGCUGUCACGUUCAUCAGAUAUAAACUCCCGUGCGGGAAAGUCACGCGAGGAGAUGAAUGCAUCGCGUGACAAAACAGAUGCACGUGAAAAGGUCCAAAGCCAUGAGGAUGUCAAAGUGUCUAUCAAUCCUUUAGAAGUUAUGCAGGAGAUACCCAUGACAAGAUUUCAUGAAGCUUUGUGGGUGAUAUAUAACAUUGCAGCAAAUACUGCGUUACUUAUCACAGUAACAAACAGUGAUUACAAGGGAUAUUCAUACGAUGGCUUAAUUAUCACCACUCAGAUACUGAAUACUGUUUUUAUUCUAAUAGAGACUUUGCUUGGAACUGUCCCAGUGCGAUUAUUUCACGUUAUUUAUCCAAUGCUUUUCAGUACUGUAUACGUUAUGGUUACUGUUGUGUAUUGGGCGUGUAAAGGGACAAAUACCUCAGGCGAACCUUACAUUUACUCUGCCAUUGAUUACAGCGAGAACCCCAGAGGAAGCGUUGGCACUGUCCUAGGAUUCGUUUUUGUUGGUCAUCCCUUGGCACAGCUUGUUUUAUUUAUUGUUUUUCGAGUCAGAUAUUGGCUGCGGAGGAAAUUUAGCAAAAAACUCAUUUGGUAG